AUGAUUAUCACUGAGGCCGCGGCAGAGUCCGCUGUCCCCGCGGUGCCCGGUGAUGCGAAAGCCACUGGAGCCCCGGAGCGCGAGCAGCUGGUGUGGCCCUGGAAAGAUGCCGCGAUACGGGCGCUGGUGCAGCGCAUCCACCAGUUGCAGGCUGAGCGCGCGCAGGCUUUCCGCCGGCUGGAGGAAGGCCACCGACAGUACCUGAGAAGCGGCCCGCCCUACGACUUUCCGCGCUACCGGAGCACAGUACACGAGGUGACCCAGGCCUUCGCCGCCGCCUCGCGGGAGGUGCUGGCGGUGGAGGCCGAGCUAGCCGGACCCCGAGCGCAGCCGCUGCUCGCGAGCCACGUGCGCAGGCUGCAGCAGCUGGAGGAGACGCGCCUGGCCACGGUUAGGUCCCGCCCCCCUCCAU
Messenger RNA from Lipotes vexillifer (Yangtze River dolphin), 412 nucleotides. RefSeq names its product required for excision 1-B domain containing (gene REX1BD). The annotation marks the transcript as partial. Lineage: Eukaryota; Metazoa; Chordata; Mammalia; Artiodactyla; Lipotidae. The record is from RefSeq and is a predicted model, not a curated record. The transcript is spliced from 3 exons.